CUUCUGUCAUUUCCUCUGUCCUGUCGUCAUGACCACUGUUGCCAUGGAGAAGCAGCAACAAAAGGAAACAUAAUCCAGAUAUCUUGCCCCGUAAUAUUUAAUUCAUAAGCAUAGACACCAACGUCUGUAGGUUAUAAAGCGGGGUAACGUAUCUUUUUUUAAAUAAGGACAUUGAAAACUUGUCUCUUUUCCAUGUUUUUAAUUAAAUAUGCAUUUAUAUUAAAAAACUUCAAAGAACACAUUGUGUUAAAUCACCUUUAAUCAUCCUGCAAAGUAACAUAAUAUUGCUGUAAGCAGAUCAUUUGUACCGCACACAUCAAAGCCCUUACAAGGACAGUUCACCCCAAAAAUGAAAAUUCACAGGUUUUAAACAACAUGAUGUUGAGUAAAUGACACAAUUAUUAUUUUUGGGUGAACUAUCCCUUUAAAGUCACAAUACCUGUGGCAAGAAAUGUAUUGGUGUACUGUUGCAAAGUGGAAGCGUUUUACAGUUUGUCAUUCUUGCCACCCUCAUACAUGACCACAAAAGCAAACAGCCUUGACAAGCUUCUCUUAGAAAGCAAUUUUCAGUCAAAACUAACGUGAGCGUAAGCAUUUUUAGCAGCGGCUCUUUAAAAGCAUUGACCAUUUUUAAGCCCUAUUGUUAAGGGCACCUAGAUUGUUUUGUGUAAAUUGACCCUCGAACAGACACCACGCUCGCCCUCCCUCCUCUCUCUCGCUCUGUCUCUCUCUAUACACUGUUAUUUGCUUUCUUUUCAAGAUGAGACUGGCUUCGUGGGACCUUUUCUGAUACAGGCCGGCACACUUGAAACACCUGUAAGUGUUUCGGCCGCCAAUGGGUGAUCACCGCUCUGACUGCAACUAACCAACCGCUGAAGGUUUUAUUGCAGAGGAGAAGAGGAGACUGCUUUUGUCUUUGCUCAAGUGGCCUGAGGCACAGCACCCUUUUUGUGUUUCGACUGCUCUUGAUUCGACCCUCCUGCAGAUUUUUAACAUCACGUACAGCCUAGAAGAAGACCUUGGAUAUCUUUCUCACCGACACCACGUGGUGUCAUAUCUGACAAACUUUUUUAGCGUCCUCGAUGGGAUUUUUAAUUUAGCCGAAACUGAAAUAAUUACGAAGGCUGUUUACAUUUGUGUUGAUUUUGUCUACAUUUUUUUGACGUGUUGUUUAUUUGCGUCUUUGGAGGUAAUCCAUCUUGGACAGCCACGGCAUCCAUGUUACAGUAUCAAAUUUAAUCUGGGUGACCCAUUUGGGGAAGGCAACACCAACAUUAGAGACGUAUGUCCCAGAGAUAGGAGUAGAUCUUUCUUUACCAAGAAGAGAACGAGAAGCAAGCAGCUUCUGCGAAUGUAGGACGAAGGUGGUGGAACUUCAGAAGUUCAGUCAGUUCCAUGUGGGUGAGCUGAGACAAUUGGCAGCAGUUUUCGGGAUUGUUUAACUAUUCAUCACCUCAUAGAAAGACGUGAGGAAAGUGAACGCAACAGUCUGAGGUCGCAAACAGGGACGAGCUAUAAUGCGGCUAUACGAAACUUCGUUUUGAGAAAAGGACAAAAAAGCUUUUCCAGGAGUAAGUAGAGGUUUGGCAAUCGUGCCAGCCUCUGUGAGCAGAAAAGAGGGAGACAAUUAUCCAUAGUAGGACCUUUUCUAAGCGGAAAGGUGUCGUCGAGGUUGUGGCCCGAGGAGGCGUGGUAUUCAGAGGGUGGCAGUAUGGUGAACACUGGAAUGCAACUGAUCAGCUUUACCUGUGCCGUGACAGGCUGGAUAAUGGCUAUAGCGGUGACCGCGUUGCCUCAGUGGAAGGUCACGGCCUUCAUAGGCAGCAACAUCCUCACCUCCGAGAUCGUCUGGCAGGGAAUCUGGAUGAAUUGUAUCUAUCAGACCACCGGCCACAUGCAGUGUAAGACCUACGAUUCCAUGCUGGCUCUGCCGCCUGAUAUACAGGCGGCACGGGCUCUCAUGUGCAUUGCCAUCUUCUUGGGCUGGUUGUCCUGCACCGUCUCUUGCUGUGGCAUGAAGUGCACCACCUGCGCCGGGGACGAUCGCCAUGCCAAGGCCGGCAUAGCUCUGUCCGGUGGGGUGCUCUUCAUCCUGACGGGACUGUGCGUCCUAGUGCCCGUGUCUUGGACAGCAAACAGUGUGGUGCAGGACUUCUACAACCCCAAUGUUCCUCUGCAGAACAAGCGGGAGCUGGGUCAGGCCAUUUAUCUGGGAUGGGCGGCAGCCGUGAUCCUUAUGAUCAGUGGGGCGGUGCUGAGCAGCACCUGCCCGCACUUUGAGAGAGAAGGGUACAGACGGGGGUACAUGGGCCGUAGCUUUGCCAACUCGAGGCCUUCUGCAUCCGAUCCUCCCAAGCCCAUCACCAACAGUUCCUUGCCUCUUAAGGAGUAUGUUUAGAGGGAAAUGAAAGCAGAUGUUCAUGAUUUAAAGUGGUAAGGAUGAAUAGGGAGACAUCUGCAGAGAAAUGUAAUUGGAAAUGAAAAUUAAAGGUGCACUCAGUAAAUGUUUUUGUUUUGAUGGACAGAGGCAUUUUGCUCAUCUGUGCCGCUUGAAGUCCAGUCAGUUCCUGUUUUCCUGCUUUUUCAGUCAUUAUUUAUUAACUCUUUCUGUUUAGUUUUGUUGGAUCGCACACACAUUAUGAUGCAUAACUUGGGCUAUUACAUUGUGUCUAAUAUGUAUAUUGUGUUUGUUGGUAUAUUCUAUGGUUUGCUUGUUUAUUUAGAUGUUAAUGUUUUGCAAAGUGCUUUAAAUACUGGAAUAGUCCGAUAAGCUCUUAAAGCUGAAGUGUGUCAGUCUCUGCUGCUAGGAUCACCAAGAUAGCUGGACAUCCCCUCUGUUUGGUAGAAAAAAACUCAUUUCAGUGGUCCUCCCAAUGUUAUCUCUGUACUUUAACAUAACAGAAUGCACAAUUCAGCUUUAUAGAAAAUAACCUGGUCACACUGCACGAUACAGCUGGUCAUGUGAUCUCAACAUGGUGGUCCCCAAGGUCUGACUUUAUGGAGAACAAACCAUUUUUUCAUCUCACUUGAUUGUACAUCAUUCUAAAUAUCUUAGAGAAGUAUUGUUGAUUCAGAGGUAAAAAAAAUUAAAUGUGAAAAAUACUGGGUACACCUUUAAUUUACGUUUGUUUUACACAAAGCUCUCUCUGUGUGUUAGUAGCACUAUAGCAGUAUUGCAGUGGGUCCAAGAUUUUCAGAAUUACUUGUUAGUCUCUUCGUAUUUUGUGCUCUCAUGAGAACUGUUGAUUCAUUUACACUCCGCUAUUUAUGUGAACCUUGUCUAAUUUAUUUUAAUUUGUCCAAUAGUAUUGACUU
This is a messenger RNA of Triplophysa rosa, 3315 nucleotides long. RefSeq names its product claudin 35 (gene cldn35). Lineage: Eukaryota; Metazoa; Chordata; Actinopteri; Cypriniformes; Nemacheilidae. The transcript has a single exon. Bases 1712 to 2398 code for a protein of 228 amino acids. The record is from RefSeq and is a predicted model, not a curated record. Gene Ontology annotation, biological process: bicellular tight junction assembly; cell adhesion. Gene Ontology annotation, molecular function: structural molecule activity. Gene Ontology annotation, cellular component: plasma membrane; bicellular tight junction.